AAAGUUUACAGGUUGUUCUGCGUGCGUGGAAGUUGACUGAAGCUACGCGGGGCACGUCUUCCAAACUGAAGCCGUGAUAUGAACGGUGAAAAACAAACGACAUCAUUGCUCCAGCAUGAUGCGACUCGUGCCGUUUCUGCUCUGCAUCUGCCUGACGGAUGCAGCAGCCUUUCACCAUUAUGUGCACAAUCAGAGAGUCAUAGGAGGACACGAUGCUGCGCCCAACACCUGGAGGUGGCAGGUCUCUCUCCAGUACGACUCAUACAGCGAUGGUUCCUACUACCACUUGUGUGGCGGCACCAUCAUUGACAGUUUCUACAUCAUGACUGCAGCUCACUGCAUCCUCAGUGUGCAGGCUAAUCGGUACCUUGUGGUGGUGGGAGAGCACAACCUAGAUAAGUAUGAGGGUAGUGAGCAGUUCAUCCGCGUGGAAAGGAUCAUCCUCCAUCCGGGCUGGAAUGGAGAUCUUGCCAAAGGAAACGAUCUCGCUCUCUUAAAACUGUUUAAUCCUGUGCAAAACAAUGGAUACGUGGAAAUCGCCAACCUCCCCCGCCCUGAUCAUGUGCUGCCUCAUGGCUUCCCCUGUUACAUCACAGGCUGGGGCCUCGUGGGCUACGGAGGAGGCAUCGCCGCCGUCCUGCAGGAGGCGCCCAUCCCCGUGGUGGAGCACGCCGUGUGCUCGCAGCCCGGCUGGUGGGGGGGGGCUGCUCUGAACACCAUGGUGUGUGCUGGAGGGGAUGGAGUCAUAUCAGGCUGUCAGGGCGACUCCGGCGGUCCCCUGAGCUGUUACUCUGACGGGGCCUGGAGAGUCCACGGUGUCGUGAGCUACGGCCCAGCUGGCCAGUGCAACCAAGUGACUAAACCCACCGUCUUCACCAGAGUCUCGGCCUUUGAGGACUGGAUCUAUUCAAUUGUAAUGAGUGUUUAGAUGUCGCAGUCACCCUGUCUACCGGAGGCUAUUUAAUAAAAUUUACAUGCAUCUCA
Molecule: messenger RNA, 984 nt
Organism: Betta splendens (Siamese fighting fish)
Lineage: Eukaryota; Metazoa; Chordata; Actinopteri; Anabantiformes; Osphronemidae
Product: elastase-1-like
Exons: 9
Coding region: 116-928 (270 amino acids)
Biological process (GO): proteolysis
Molecular function (GO): serine-type endopeptidase activity
Source: RefSeq, a predicted model, not a curated record